Messenger RNA from Trematomus bernacchii (emerald rockcod), 836 nucleotides. It is a transcript of the gene pmf1, whose product is annotated as polyamine-modulated factor 1. The transcript has 5 exons. NCBI's taxonomy places the organism in Eukaryota, Metazoa, Chordata, Actinopteri, Perciformes, Nototheniidae. The record is from RefSeq and is a predicted model, not a curated record. The coding region runs from base 67 to 732 and encodes 221 amino acids. Gene Ontology annotation, cellular component: MIS12/MIND type complex. Gene Ontology annotation, biological process: chromosome segregation.
GCGGGUACUGCAAAAACAGUAAACACUAAAGAAGAAGAAGAAGAACAUAAAGAGAGCAAGCUGAACAUGGAGGAAAUUGCAGCCCCAACACAAAAGCAGGCUGAAACUCGAAAUAAUGAAGCUAAAGGAAACCUUUCCUCAAAUCUGUCCAAGACUGAAUCAGUUGAUAAGCCGCCCGACAAGCCGGAAGCUGGUUAUAACAGGCUGAAGCUGUUCGACAAAGUAAUGCAGAAAAGCCUGGAAAAGUUCAUCGAGCAUGCCAGUUUCAACAGAUUCGCCAGCACGUUUCGCCCGUUGUACAAGAAGAACCCGCAGAAGAUGGAAAGCAUUCACAAGCAGUUCAUUGAGGAGUUGAGGAAAAGUAUACAGGAGGACAUCAGCAGAUUGAUUGAAGAAGGCCGCUUAGAGUUAAAAAUGAAUGAGCUAGACAAACUGGAGAGCGCCGCCCAGAACAAUACAGCCCCUGCAUGGCGGCCGAGCGGGGUUCCUGAGAAGGACUUUUGCAGCUUUUUGAUGCCAUACUAUAAAAAGCAGGAGAUCUACAUGGGACUGGAGCUGAAAAAGAUUCAAGCAGAGAAUGCUGCCCUGGCACAGAAGGUUCUGGCUGGCAGAGAGAGCGUUUCUCAGACUGGACAACUUCUUUCUACCGCUGUGGAUGAGUGGAAGACGACGGUCACAGAGUUUGAAAGGUUGACAUCUUCUUUUGGCCCUGCUGAUGUCUUCGAUGUGUGAUCAUCUAAUUCAUUGACCUGCAUAUAUCUUCUCUAAAUUAACUGUACAUAUAUAUUGUUUGUUUACUCUGCCUGUUUUCUGAAAAUAAAGUUAAUUAAUAUUUC